UCGGGGAUGACACGCUGUACUCCACGUAGGAGAAAGGUGCUUGCUCUUCUUCCUCAUUCUUGAAGAUGGACAGGGCAGACACAUGGGGAUUUGUCAGUGGUGGGAGAUGUUUAUAUCUCAAGUUACUUUUAUGUUUAUAGUUUCACAAGCUGUCCUAAGUAUUCUUGGUUUUUAAACAUUCUAUUGUGCAUCCCUUCCUUUCUUCUUCACAUGGAUUUGAACGAGAGUGUGGCUCGUUUUGGUGAUACUUCUCUCAGCUUGAAAUGCCUUGGAAGCAGCUCUCACCACAACCACAAGCUUUGUUAUGAUGUCUCAAACUGUCCUGAUGGUGGUUGCGGUUUAGUCCUCGGUUUAGGUCCAACACCACCCUCUUAUUAUUACAACAAAGUCUCCGCUUCUUCUGGAACUGUUCAAGAACUCUCAUCAGGUGGUAACUCAAUUCUCCAGCUCGGUCCUCCUGCUAUGAGUACCAUGGACAGUUUCAGUGGACUUGAUUGUUCCUUGUUGACGUAUACAGACACUAAUGUCUCCCAAGCUGAUGAAGGUUCAGGUGGCUAUAUGUCAUCACUUACAAGACCCUCAAGAAUACAAGAAUGUAGUCAUGAGUCAGAGUUCUCCAUAGAAGCUGCUUUCUCUGACAGGACACAAAGGACGACCAACCCUAAGAAAUGCAAGUUCAUGGGAUGUUCCAAAGGAGCUAGAGGAGCCUCAGGGCUAUGCAUUGGCCAUGGAGGUGGGCAGAGAUGUCAAAAGGCAGGUUGCAACAAAGGUGCUGAGAGCAAAACAACGUUCUGUAAAGCACAUGGUGGAGGAAAGAGAUGCCAACACUUGGGAUGUACAAAGAGUGCUGAAGGCAAAACUGAUUAUUGUAUCUCCCAUGGAGGUGGAAGAAGGUGUGGUUUCCCUGAGGGAUGUGCUAAAGCUGCACGUGGCAAAUCAGGACUAUGCAUCAAACACGGUGGUGGUAAAAGGUGUAGAGUUGAAGGAUGUACAAGAAGUGCUGAAGGACAAGCUGGUCUUUGUAUCUCACAUGGUGGUGGGAGACGUUGUCAGGCUUCAGAGUGUACAAAAGGUGCUCAAGGGAGUACUAACUACUGCAAAGCUCAUGGUGGUGGGAAGCGUUGUAUAUUCGCUGGGUGUAGUAAAGGAGCUGAAGGGAGUACUCCUCUGUGUAAAGCACACGGUGGAGGGAAACGUUGUAUGUUUGAUGGAGGUGGGAUAUGUCCUAAGAGUGUGCAUGGUGGGACGAGUUUUUGUGUAGCUCAUGGUGGUGGGAAGAGAUGUGUUGUGGCGGGGUGUACUAAGAGUGCUCGUGGGAGGACUGAUUGUUGUGUGAAGCAUGGUGGUGGGAAACGGUGUAAGUCUAUUGGGUGUGAGAAGAGUGCACAAGGUAGUACUGAUUUUUGUAAAGCUCAUGGUGGUGGUAAACGGUGUUCUUGGGGAGGGGUAUGUGAGAAGUUUGCUAGAGGGAAGAGUGGUUUAUGUGCUGCUCAUAAUAGUAUGUGUCAGGAGAAAGGUGAAAGCAAGAUUGGUUUGAUUGGGCCUGGGCUUUUCCGUGGGCUUGUCUCCACCUCUUCUCAAACCACUACUACUACUACUACUGAUCAUUCUCUUGGUGGAGUUAGCGCGGUUUAUGAUUGCACAGAGUCUAUUGAGCAAAGACAGAAGCAGAUGAUGAUACCAAUGCAGGUUCUUGUGCCUCCAUCAAUGAAGUCCUUAAGCUUCUCAAACACUGAGAGGCAAGAAACAAACAAUAAUAGCAGUGAGAGGAAUGUCUUUGACUUUAUGAUUCCGGAGGAGAGAGUUCAUGGUGGGGGGCUAAUGUCUCUACUUAAUGGCAGCUUGAAACAGACACUCCAUUGAUGGAACUUGAAAGCAUUUCUCUAUUGGUGAGAAAGACACCAAAAAGCUUAUGUAAUAUUGUAUAGUGUUUUCUUUGUCUCUUUGGUCAUUUUGUAUAUUCAUGGGGUCUGUGUUUUUUUCGUAUGGUCUUGUAAUGAGUCUUGACCAUCUAGUCGAUGGCUCGAACUUGUUUAUUUGAUUAUUAAUUUGGAAUGUUGCAAUGUAGUUUAGGAAGUUUUUUUUUUCAUAAAUGUAAAGUUUAUUCAUAUUUUUUUUAAGAAAUAAAAUCGUUAUAGCUGA
Messenger RNA from Eruca vesicaria subsp. sativa (arugula), 2142 nucleotides. NCBI's taxonomy places the organism in Eukaryota, Viridiplantae, Streptophyta, Magnoliopsida, Brassicales, Brassicaceae. The record is from the annotation of a GenBank genome assembly.